ACAGACAGACGAUGCGCGGACCUCGCGCGUGCCCAUCACAUGAGGACACGGCAAUGACGUACUUCAACAAAACAUGUCAACAAGGAUAAGGUAUUUCACUCAUUUAUCUACGGAGUAUUGACUCACACGCGUUCCCUCAUUGGAGUUUGACCCAGAGCUGUCUAACUUCAUCAACAGCCGCGAAUCGAAACUCCGAGCGCCCAGUUCAGAAGGAGAGCACGAUGCGGCCGGAUCGGAUAACGUACGCUUGCGUUUUAGGGCUUUGCGUCUUAGGUAUUUUAGAGGCAAAGUCAUGGGAGCAUAUAAAGUCCGUGGACGAGUUCAUUCAGAAUAUCAUUAAGUGUAAGGGAAUACCAGGACUUUCAAUAGCCAUUGUAAAGGAUGGUGAGACCAUUAUCUCUAAAGGAUACGGGUAUGCAGACUUGGAGGCUGAACUUCCAGUUACAAGCGGGACCAAAUUUUGUGUGGCGUCGUUGACCAAAGCGUUCACUUCUACUCUGUUGGCUGAUCUGCUUCACGAGAGGGGGCUUAACUGGGAUACACCAAUCAGAACCAUCCUUGGCCCAGAAUUCUAUAUUCAUGAUGACUACCGGACCCUCCAUAUGUCACCACGUGACAUCCUCUCACACAAGGCAGGCUUUCCGGCCUACAACGGCAUGUGGCAGACAAGUUCUAUGACACCAGAAGAAAUCUUAAAACAUCUACCAUUCAUCAAAGAAAAGUACGGAUUCCGCACUAAGUUCACCUACAGUAACGUCCUCCUCAUACUGGCCGGGUUGGUGGCAGAGAAACUGGGUGGCGGCCGCUGGGCGGACCUGGUCAGAAAACGCCUCCUCGACCCACUCAACAUGACGCAAACGACCUUUGCUGGAGAAGCAGGCGAAGGGGAAGGCUUCGCGAGGCCUUACAAGGCACAUGAGGGUGGUACGCUUGAAGCCAGGCCCUGGGUCGCAGUCAGGCAAAUCUCCAGUACGUUUUCGGCAGCUAGUAUCUGCAGCACAUCCGAAGACAUGGCGAAAUGGAUGGAAUUCCACAUGCGCGGGGCUGACAAUGUUCCGUACGCGACACUAUUGAAGGAAGUGUACGAGCCCCAAGUCGUGCUGCCGCCAGAGUGGAAUAGUGACAUGGUGAAACCUACGUUUGACAUGGAUUAUUACUACGACUACGGGCUCGGAUGGUUCACGGGGAGAUACAGAGGUUACGAAGUCCUUCACCAUUACGGGUUUAUAUACGAUUACUUCAGCAGCAUGCACAUUCUCCCCUAUCACAAAUAUGGCGUCUUCACGAGCAUAAACGGUGCUGCCAAACCAAAACAAAUGGGCUUUUUUACCUCCCUAGUAAACUUCUACAUAAUGGACCUUCUUCUGAGGGAGAAAAGUUUCACGACUCCAGAGGGAAUCUGCGGUUACGACCCCUUCGGGCUUGACGCAAUUGACCAAACUGCAAAUUACGGCGGUGGCAUCAUAGCCCGGCCGUUUUUCCGGCGGAACCUGUCACCGUACGUCGGAACGUAUGGCAAUAACGUAUUCGGUAACCUGACCGUAUUCUUAAACCAUACAACAUACACACUUCACGCAAUUUAUGGCAAAUACGGACGUCUUCUGAUAGAUUUAUUCCAAGAUGACGAAUUCAGCACAGAGUCUGAAUUAGACUGGACGCUUUUUUGUGAAGGCUUUGAAAACUUCGGGAAGUUUACAUUCAAGAAAGACGGGACUGUCGACGCAAUUUCAUUGCCAUGUAUAGAGCCGCAGGAUCCGCCAGUAUUUCAUCGGGACCAUCGCCUGCCAGAGGUGGCCAACCCCAGUGACAAGGGGUCUCAGCUUCACGUGGCCUGCAUACAAUCCUCCUCGAACUCAUGGGACGCUGACAUAGACAGGACUUAGAGAAGAAUCUCGGCCAAGAAAGGAAGGAACGAGUCCAAGCUUAAAAGCAUGACAAUUCCUCUUACAAAAUCUACUUCAAACAACACUGCAAAGAUGUAGUUCUAGGUACAAAUGCAUGUGUCAUGCACAUAUUCCUUACCAAGGAGCUAUUAAAUAGAUAUAUUUCAGAAAUGA
Molecule: messenger RNA, 2057 nt
Organism: Lineus longissimus
Lineage: Eukaryota; Metazoa; Nemertea; Pilidiophora; Heteronemertea; Lineidae
Exons: 6
Coding region: 222-1883 (553 amino acids)
Source: RefSeq, a predicted model, not a curated record